GUGAACUUUACGAGUGAAAACUUAGUGAGCUGUUUCGACGGAUUCUACGACCCUCAGACCAAAGGCAACUGUUUGGUGGGACCAAAAACGGAGGGGGCACAGUUUGCUGUUUAUGGAAGGGAUGAAAAUCUAGAAUCUGCCAUUCAUGAGAAUGUGCCAGCCAUAAACACCACCAUGGAAUGCUUUGUUUACAUAAGAUCUGGAUCUUGCUCCUCUGACUCCAUGAUGGACGCCAUCUGCACGGUGACGGGUCCCACUGUCAUCGACUUCCACGGCCAGCAGAACUCUGUGAAGGAUCGCUGUUCAUACUCUCUGCUGAGGAUCCCAUCAGCACCAGGCUUCCAGGUUCUGGCCAACUUCCAGGAGCGCCGUCGUAAAGAUGUGAGCUUCCUGGACAGCGUGACGCUGCAACUGGCAGGACAGGCCAUUGGUCUGAACCAAGGAGGCAGAGUUGUGCUGAACAACUCAGAGCUGAACCUCAACAGCUCGGUUCAGACUGUUCACGGCGUGCAGCUCUCUAAGGACCAAACUGGAGUCACUGCCAAGGUGACGCUCUCAGACUUCACUGCUUCUGUCUUCUUUGAUGGCUCCACCACACAGAUCCACCUGGAAGGACCACCUGGACAGCCUCCACAGGGUCUGUGUGGAAACUCCAGCAGGUCUCUGAGUGAAGAGAGGCUCUCUGAGGACAACUCCACCAGCUGUGAGAAGCAGCACGCCGACACCAGUGACAGUUUGAUCAACUGCACCAAGAUGUCUGAACGCUGUAACAUCCUACAGGAGGCGCCCUUUACAUCCUAUGACAUUGACCCAGAGCCCCACAUCGCCGCCUGCAAAGACACUUUGUGCAGCUAUCCUGAUCUGGACGGCCUCAGGUGUCAGUUCCUGGAGGCCUACGCCAGAGCCUGCAGCAUGAGGAGCAACAGCACCCUGGGGGACUGGAGGUCCAAGGCUGAGUGCUCGCCCCCUAGGGCCUUCUGCCAGGACAGGACCUGCAGCGAUCAUGAGUUCUGUGGAGAGAAGACUGCUGGUGGAGAAACUGGCUGCCUCUGUAGAGCCAUUUUUGCCUCCAAGUACAGAGAGACCAACUCUUUGGGUGACUCACCGGUCUGCAGUCUGAACUCUGCUUCUCUGACUCUGGUCGGUUGUCUCCUGGAGGAAAAAGGCAUCGACUACUCUGCCUUA
This is a messenger RNA of Cyprinodon variegatus (sheepshead minnow), 1185 nucleotides long. RefSeq names its product von Willebrand factor-like. The annotation marks the transcript as partial. The record is from RefSeq and is a predicted model, not a curated record. Lineage: Eukaryota; Metazoa; Chordata; Actinopteri; Cyprinodontiformes; Cyprinodontidae. The transcript has 8 exons.